Molecule: messenger RNA, 1734 nt
Organism: Folsomia candida
Lineage: Eukaryota; Metazoa; Arthropoda; Collembola; Entomobryomorpha; Isotomidae
Product: platelet-derived growth factor receptor alpha
Exons: 10
Coding region: 49-1653 (534 amino acids)
Biological process (GO): multicellular organism development; protein phosphorylation; cell surface receptor protein tyrosine kinase signaling pathway
Cellular component (GO): signaling receptor complex
Molecular function (GO): transmembrane receptor protein tyrosine kinase activity; ATP binding
Source: RefSeq, a predicted model, not a curated record
GUCCGAAUAAAGGUUUGCGAACAAUCAACUCGCGACACCUGAGUCGACAUGGGAUUCAAUUUAAAAUAUCUCUUACUUCAGCCAUGCAUGGGAUUUUUCCUUCAAGGAGCGGUAACGGCUUUAGCAAUUGUUGAAGUGGGCGUCAAUUUUGGAAUGAUAAUCUUAGCCAGUGUGGAUUACUCGAACCAAUUCAACGAAGUUAAGAAUUCGAAAGAGUUUAGCGUCUCAAAAUUUUGCGGUCACAUUUCCACGUGGAUAUAUUGCUAUUUGUAUAAGAUUGCUUCCAUCAUACUUGCCAUUCGGUUGUUCAUGAUUGUUUCGCAGCGAAACUCCACAAAACUUCGCUGGUGGUUAUAUUUGUCAGGCAUCCUGUACAGUAUCUGGCUUUGUUGUUUUCUAAUGAACUCGAUCUUCAACCUGUUCCAUAGUUCUCUAUCCUUAGCCUUGUACGGCGCACUGGGCGUUUACAAAUUAUACUUUUUCUGGAUAAUUAUCUCAUUUAUCCUAGAAAUCGAGAGGAACGGUGCUAUCGACCCAGCCCUUCGCGUCUUGUCAGACAAAGAUUUAAACGAUUUCUUUAAGGAUGGCUACGUUGUCCACGAUCCACGGUAUCAGAAGACAUUUGAGAUUCAAUUCUGUGAGCUAACACUUGAAAAAGAGCGACCCUUAGGAGCCGGGGCCUUCGGUAUAGUGUACAAGGCUUCGUUAACAAAACAGCUCGCAGAGUCGGUAUCGAGUCAAAUCGUUGCUGUCAAAACGGUUCUGCCUUCUGCGGAUACAACCGCUCUAAAAUGCCUCUUGCGAGAGUUGCAAAUCCUAAAUUGCAUCGGGAGGCAUGAAAAUAUUGUAAAUCUUGUCGGGGCUUGCACUUCAGAAGUUAAACAAGGUAAAUUGUACGUCGUGGUGGAAUACUGCGCUCUUGGAAACUUACAAUCGUACCUGAAACGCCAUCGCGAAUCGGGUGUAGCAGGAGAUGACUUUAAAACUGAAGCGAUAGGGGGUUACAUAUCCUGGAGAAAUACAGAAACAGAAACUGUCACAAUUCAAGACUUAACCAGAUGGGCGCAUGAAACCGCAAAUGGAAUGGAAUACAUUUCGAGGAAAAAGGUAAUUCAUGGAGAUCUCGCUGCUAGGAAUGUUCUCCUAACGUUAAGUGGAACUGCAAAAGUGGCUGAUUUCGGCUUAUCUAAACAACUCUACCGCUACGCGACUUAUGCAAGACACAACAAAGAACAGCCAAUUCCAUGGCGAUGGAUGGCUUGGGAGUGUCUGGACGACUUAAAAUUUACGACACACUCAGAUUCUUGGUCGUAUGGAAUAACUGUCUGGGAAUAUUUUUCCCUUGGAGCGCUACCUUUUCCGGCCGAGUCAUUAUCGAGUGAAUUUGUCCAGAAACUUAAAAAUGGACAAAGUAAACCAGAUCAACCAGCUAUAAUGUCGACUGAGAUAUAUCACCAACUCUGCAAAUGUUGGGCUAUCAAUCCACAAGAGAGGCCAUCAUUUACGGAGCUGAAAUUAUGUUUUUCCCAACAACUUGACCAAUUUGGAAACACUGAUAGCCAGUCUGCAAUAUUGAGUCAGCCAGUUCGCCAAACUAAUUACGAAAAUAUUGACCAAUCCGUCGUUAUCAUCGAUGAAUACGAAGAAAUCUAGCAAGAUUUUCAAUUUUCCAGUUUAAGUAGAACCAUAUGUAGUAUCAAUAAUAUUUUUGAAAAUAACAUUGUAAAUAUCACC